GUCAUUAUUAAUGACAUUAAACGUUUAAACAUGUCGUGUUUCAAUAUCAUGUCGUUAAACGGGAAAAAAAUGAAAUAAAUCAACAUUUGAUAUAAAUUAUGGAUAGGCUGACGCUGAGCCGGCGCCCGACAUUGGGCGACAGGAUGGAUUGUCUACCCGCCGGUGAUGGCUUGCCAAUAUGGUCUAAAAUUCCACUCGAUGCGAAGCUUCCAAUAAUGCAAAAUCCAAAAGGCGCGGUUGUGUUAUUCACCACAAAGCUCGGCGAACCGAAACACCGGUGCAAGCAGGAUUACGACUUCGACUUACGCGAUCCGAACGGGAAGUACAUCACAACAGAGUACCGGCCACUGCACGACCCGCACCUGAAGGCGCACUUCAGCACGCCCGUGAUGAGGCGCCACCUGGUUCGCAAGGGAUUCAUCUCAGAGGACGGCAAAGUCUUGUGUUCUCUCAAGGAACUCAACCAGUACCGCCAGUAUCUGAGGCACAUAUUUUUUCUUGAGAUUGCUGAAGAGCGGAAACGCGAGUUGGAAAACAGGUUGAGAUCCAACAAUCGUACUCCGGAAACGGAAGUAGAGAGACAGGUUUCCCAUGGAACGUUGGUUCGACGGCGCUUACAGCAGCAACGAGAGCGAGACCUCCACAGGUUACGCCAGAGCAUAUCGGACAAGAAUAUUCAGUUGGAGCGCCGUCUGCAAGACAUUAGAGAGGAGAUGACGGAGAGAGAACGGCAGCUGAGAGAGGCCUCGGAACGCCGACAUGCAAUCGUCCGAAAAAACCAACAAGAGCAAACAAGCAGGAGCGUAAUGUUGGCGAGACGUUGGCGUCACGAAGACUAUCUGCGUCGCCGUCUUAUUGAGGAACGGGAAACUCAAAAGAAAAUGGCGGCUGAACUCAAGUGUAUGGCGAGGUGGAACACGCGCAAGGACGCCCAGAGUGCUAUGCUAGCUCGGGAGACCAGCGUUUUGUACGCAGACGAUGAGGAGCGUCUCAGAAAAAUCGCCAAGCGUGAAGAGAGCGUGGCAAAACAACGAGAUUUUCUCUACAACCAAUUAGAUCAAUCAAAGAAAACGGUACGCGAAGAAAAACAGAGGAAAGAGAAAUUGUAUUCUAAGCUUCUCAAUGACCGAAUAUCUGUUAUAGAGAGAAAGAUGCAAGCCAAGCGACUAGGUCGGCGACGACGUACCCCCUAUAGCCGACUCACGAGCACAUGGAAGCUCGAAGAUGUUCUAGAAUCCUUUCAAGUUCCGCAAGCGGAUAAAAAGCGUUCGUUCAUGGAGAUGCUUGACGCAGCCAUAGAUAGAGCAGUGGACAUUGCAACUGACCACUCUGAUGUGAUUGGUCUGGCGGAGGAGGCCCGCCGUAUAGUGAGUGACGUAAUAUCUAAAGUCACAAACGAUAUCUACCCCCAUUAUCUUCAGAUGCUUUCUGAGGACGAGCGAGCCACCCGUCCUCAAUUUGAAGCUGAGAAAAAAAGUUCGUUCAUGGAGAUGCUUAACGCAGUCAUAGAUGGAGCAGUUGACACUGUAACGGAUCACUCUGAUACGAUUGGUCUUGAAGAAGAGGCUCACCGUAUAGUGAAAGACGUCAUAUCGAAAGUAAAAAAUGAUAUAUACCCCCAUUAUCUACAAAUGCUUGCGGCGGAGGAGAGAAGCAUUCCCCAUCAACAAUUGGAAGCUUCAAAAAGCAGGUCAGUUCGAUUCAGUAAUGACGACAGUGAUACAUCACAAAGCUGCCCGUUGGUUACCAUCCAUAGUUCAUCCGAUGUAUACAAUGAAGUCCCUGCACAAUACAAACCUGUAACCGACCAUGUCCUGACGCCUUGCGCAUCCGCACUUCAGAUGGCAGCAGAUGAUGACGAUGCCAUCCCAGAGGCUUCUGACAUAGAGAAAACUGCACCGAUUACAUUUGUCGAGACUUUUUUACUUCGACUUCUUGAUGAUUUGAAUUCUGGACGAUUAAGUGAGGAGGAUAUUGCAAAGUUAGCGUCAUACUGUGUGGACCAGUUUGGGUCAUCCAAGACAGCUGCUCAAGGAGAAGGGGUAACUUCAUCGGUGGUCGAGUGUCAAACGGGUGAGACUUAUGUCACAACCAGUUCUUCUUCUGUGAUUGCAGCAAAAAUGGUAGACUUUACUUUAGACAAAAUUUUAACUCAGUUGUACUCUGGAAGUAUAACACCAGACGAGUUGGCUUCUCUGACCGUAUCCUUGAUCGAUCUCGUCACCGGUAGCCAAUCACCAGAUGACAUGUCAAAUGACUCGGAACUUGACGGGUAUAUCAAAGACACACUUCGGACUGCUACAUCUUCUGCUCUGGACCCAAGGGAAGACUCGCCAGUUUGCGACGCUAUUGUAGAUGACUUCGUUUUGAAAACACUGAGCCAUUUGAUCCAAGAUUUAGAGAACGAUUCACUUACAAAAGAGCAAAUUAAACUGAUAGCAAAAUCUAUUAAAGAUGGUCAGCAAGACGUGCCGGCUAAGGAUGAGCAAAGUGAUAUACACAACUUUUUGCAAAAUAUGUUGCACCAACUAGAACUUGGGACUAUGGAUUUUCAGUCCCUGUACCAGAUUGUGUUUGCUAUUGUGUACACAUACAAACAAAUUAAGGAACCACAAUCUGAUGGGUUUGAAAAUAGAGUUACUUCGUUACUGCGGGAGUUACUUCAAACAGUUGAACAGCAGGUCGACAGCGGAAUGAUCGAGGAUAUCGAUAUAAGCAUUGUUCGGGAGGCAAACAAUCGAAUGACCAACUCGUCGCUGGAUAUGGAUCAGAUACAGGAGAUCUCAACAAGCAUCGUGAACCUUUGUGAAGUAGAUAUUCCAGUUGCAUUGCAUUCAGCAGCAUCAACGGUGGAAACGGUUCUUUCUCAAACAAAAGAAAAGCUCCAAAAUAAUGAAAUUGACAAUGACUUUCACCACAACGUACAAAAUGUUGCGGAAGCUGUUAUAUCGGCUAUCAGCAGAAAAUCCCCAGAUUUAAAAGAUGUAUUUAUACAAGUUUUGGAAAAAAUACAUUCGUUCGUUGACGAAGAAGGCGGUGUUGGUGAAUUCUCAACUUCCGAUAUAGAUUUGGUGAUCAGUCAACUAAAGAAAAACGAGAUACUGAAUGACCAGAUUUUAGAGAUAGCUCGUGCUGUUGUUAUCGCUCUGAAUCAUCCCAUCAAAUCUGAAUCAUCACAAGAAGCUUCAAUGACCGUUAAGGAAUCUUUGCGAGAGAUUUUGAGGGAAAUUCAAGACGGAAUAAUACAAUCUUCCUGUUUGUCAGAUGUCAUUCACGCGAUUCAGGAAUGUUGCAAUGCAGCAAAAUCACACGAUAUGCAUUAUUCGGACUUCCUCCAAAAAUUAGCUUCGUUUCUUCGGAGAGUACUAGACAAAUUAACAUACCAAAUACUGACAGGUACAAUAAAUGAUACUGCCUUCGAGAAUCUUACUCGGAAAAGCUCUAGCAGUUUUAUUCGUGUUGAUGCGCAUUUACCCCCACUCGAAAAAUCCAAGCAUGUGAAAGAAAGUCUUACAACACAUUCGAAGCACAUUCUGGUCUCUCUCCAGCAGCUUAUCGAUAGAAUAGACAGUGGUGACGUCCGCAUGGAUGAAUGCAAUUCGAUUGGUAAAUAUCUUAUACAGUGCGGAAGCAAGUUGACUCAAAAAGCCAGUUACAAAUCAUCUAGUACUGAUGUGGUUGCAAACGACGUAGUCGAGGAAGUAAUCCAAACUUUACAACUUGAAAUAGAAAGUGGAACAAUCAAAGGGGACUCGCUUUUAGAGAUGACAAGCGCUAUUCUUUCGACUUCAACAUCUGAAUCAGCGGUCAAUAGUGUCGACACAACAUUUACAAGAAAAAAUAUUCAAAGACGAAGUCAAAACUACCAAGCUUCAAAAGGUGAUUCUUGUCCGACUUUAACGUCUAGAUCCGCAUCUACUAUUGCUUCUCAACUAGUGUCGGAAGUAAUUGAUAUCAUACGCAGAGAUUUAAUGCAGCGAGGGGUACCAAAUAGCAUCUUGCCUUCGAUAGCGUCCUCGGUUGUAACUCUGUUAGUUGGAUCCCAAAGAGCCGAUGCAUUUACCGAAUUGGACAAAUACCGACCAAUUAUUAACAACAUAAUCGACUGUCUAAAGACAGAAAAACUGGAAGAAAAGUGUGUUUGUGAAAUAUUUGCAGUGAUUCUUGAAAAUUACAAGACGAUUUUUGCUGAUUCGGAAGAAAAUACAUAUGAACAAAAGGACGAACUUUGCGAAGAAGAUGCCGUUCUUGUACACACGCUAGUCAACGAAACUCUAAGCAAUAUAGAAAGGAGACUAGCUAAAGGUCAACUUACAAAGGCAUCGUUAUCUGCUCCAUCUAUCUCGCAUUCGGGAAAUACGUCUCUGGUAGCAUCGGACCUUGUUAGUGCAUGUCUCAAUCAAAUCAGACACGACUUAACACACGUGACGGUAAAAAGCAUAAGCCCCAAACCCGUAGCGGAUUUUAUUAUCGACAUUAUAACAAACCUUCAGAUGCAAUUAGAACAAGGACUGGUAUCAAGUUUGUCAAUGGCGCUCUUCUAUCAAGCUGUCUCAAACGACCGUUCCGACCUUCAUACUCUAGAAACCAAUGCUUCUCAUAAAUUACAAACCGUUGUCAGUGACAUUAAAAUGAAAGGCCAAGGGUCUGUGUAUGUUAAAAAUAUCGUUAACACAUAUCUUUCACGAAAUUAUCAAGAUGUUAUUUCGACCGAUCCUCUAAAAGCGAUAGAAUCGAUAUUGAUGAGCGUAAGUUCUGAUAUUCUGGUACGUUUUGUUAGGUCUACGCUUCAAAGUAUACUGUUGGAGAUUCAGGGCGAUGAAAUGCGUUUUUGUGAGAAACUUCCAUCAACAAUUGUAUUACGAUCAGCUUCUUCCAUGAUAGCCGAAUCAGCUGUCAAAGAAGUAAUUAGUCGUGUUCAAGAGGAGAUGUCAUCGUUCGUCGAACGUAUGCAGCCAAAAGUAAGCAAACGCGAUUUAGAGAGAACAGCCAGUCGCUUAGUAGGCGAGUUAAAGCCCUCUAGUCCUCACAGUAUGGGUAGUUUCCAUUCAGCGAAGUCGUGUGAACUCGAAGAUAUUGUUCUUGAAACGCUCCACAACAUCGUCUCUAAUCUGCGUCUUGAGCAAUCUAUUAAACAAUCUAACAGCAAGAUCACAACAAAGGACUCGUACACAACACAAGAGAUUAACGACUUUGUGUUGGAUGUAUUGCAGAAUAUAGUUGCCGAUCAACAAGACAAGCGUUCGCAGAUAGAUCUUGAAAUCCAAGCAAAGGAUAGCUUUUCUCAGUCUCGCAUAGAUUCUAAUGAUAGCAAAGACGCCAUAACUUACGUAAACCAAAUGCUACACACCGUCCUCGAACAGAUGUACACGGAAUACCGAGCACGAAAUGUUAGUGACCCGGAAAGCGGUCUUCUAGAGGUGAAAAUAAUUGAAACGAUUCAGAGAUCACUUUCUAUUGAUUCUGAAAGACAACUGCAAGAUGAACUGCAUGAUUAUCAGCGUGAUGACGUAAGAAGACUGCUCAUACAGUGCAUGUCUAAAACCAUAUCGUAUAUCAAAGAUGGUAAAUUUUCAAUCCAGGAUCUGGCAGCCAUGUAUGUGACAUGUAAUCGCGCUCUAGGUCAUGAAUGCACGUUUGGUACGGACGAUAUAACCGAAGAGAUGGUUGUGCAUAUGUUAGAGAAAGUAAGGAUAAAGUUGUCAACAUUGUCGUUGAAUGACAAAAUACUUGACGAAUUAUCCAUACAAGUGGCCAUCUUAGGUAUGGAAUCUUCGCUGACGAAAGAAACACGAAGCGAUUCGUCUAUUGCGUCAUCUCAAAUACAGGAAAUAGUUCAGGACGUCCUUAGUCAGAUUACCGAGCAGCUAAAAGCAGAGACUACGCAUGCAGAUUUCGAAAAGUCGGAAAAAGAUUUGUCUAUUGCGUCAUCACAAAGAAAGGAAAUUGUUCAGGACGUCCUCAGUCAGAUAACUGAGCAGCUAAAAACAGCCACGGUAAAUGUCAACGUCAGACUGUCGGAAAACGAUUUAUCAAUGGCGUCAUCUCAAAUACAGACAAUUGUUCAGGACGUCAUCAGUCAAAUAACGGAGCAGCUAAAAACAGAUACUGUAAAAGUCGAUGUCGAAAAGUUGGAAAACGAGUUGGCUAUUGCCUCAUCCCAAAUACAAACAAUUGUCCAGGGCGUCCUCAGUCAGGUCAGUGAGCAGCUUAAUAGAGACACUGUAAAUAUCGAUGUGAGACGGUCGGAAAACGAUUUAUCUAUUCCAUCAUUCCAAAUACAGACACUUGUUAAUGGCGUCCUCGGUCAGAUAACAGAGCAGCUUAAAACAGACACUUCAAAUGUAGAUGUCGGAAACUCGGAACACGAUUUGUCUAUUGCGUCAUCGCAAAUACAGACCAUUGUUCAAGACGUCCUCAGUCAGAUAACUGAGCAGCUUAAAACAGACACUGUAAAUGUAGAUAUCGGAGGGUCGGAAAACGAUUUAUCUGUUACGUCAUCUCAAAUUCAGACAAUGGUUGAGGGCGUCCUCAGUCAGAUAACUGAGCAACUUAAAACAGACACUAUACAUGUCGAUUUUGGAAAGUUGGAAAAUAGUUUGUCUAUUGUGUCUUCUCAAAUGCAAGCAACUGUUAAGGUCGUCUUAAGCCAGAUAACUGAGAAGUUUAAAACGGACAUUAGUAAUGAAGAUAUCGCACAGUCGGAACACGAUUCGACUAUUGCGUCAUCUCAAGUAAACGAAAUUGUUCAGGACGUCCUCAGUCAGAUAACUGAACAGCUUAAAACAGACUCUUCAAUUGUCGGACAGUCGGAAAACGAAUCGUCUAUUUCGUCAUCCCAAAUAAAGGGAAUGGUUCAGGAAGUCCUCAGUAAGAUAACUGAGCAGAUAAAAACAGAAUAUACAAAUGUCAAUGUCGGAAAGUCCGAAAAUCAUUUGUCAAUUGCAUCAUCCCAAAUACAGACAAUUGUUGAAGACGUCCUAAGUCAGAUAACUGAGCAGCUGGAAAAAGACACAGUAAAUAUCGAUGUCGGACAGCCGCAAAACGCAUUGUCUAUUUCGUCAUCUCAAAUGCAGACAAUUGUUCAUGGCGUCAACAGUCAGAUAAAUGAGCAUCUUAAAACGGACAUUUCAAGUGCAGAUGUCGUACACUCGGAAUACGAUUCAUCUAUUGCUUCAUCACAAUUACAUGAACUUGUUCAAGAUGUCCUCAUUAAGAUAACUGAGCAGCUUAAAAGAGACACUAAAAAUGUCGAUGUCGGAGAAUCUGCAAACGAUUUGUCUAUUUCGUCAUCACAAUUACAUGAAAUCGUUCAGGAUGUCCUCUGUAAGAUAACUGAGCAGCUUAAAAAAGACACUACAAAUGUCGAUGUCGGACAAUCUGAAAACGAUUCGUCUAUUUCGUCAUCACAAUUACAUGAAAUUGUUAACGAAGUCCUAAGUAAGUUAACUGAGCAACUUAAAACUGACACUACAAAUGUCGAUGUCGGUAAGUCCGAACAUGAUUCGUCUAGUACGUCAUCUCAAAUAAAGGAAAUUGUCCAGGAAGUCCUCAUUAAGAUAACUGAGCAACUGAAAACAGAAACUACAAAUUUCGAUGUAAAACAGUCCGGAAACAAUUCGUCAAGUGCUUCAUCUCCAAUACAGGAAAGUGUUCAUGAAGACCUCAGUAAGAAAACUGAGCAGAUAAAAACAGAAUAUACAAAUGUCAAUGUCGGAAAGUCCGAAAAACAUUUGGCAAUUGCAUCAUCCCAAAUACAGACAAAUGUUGAAGACGUCCUAAGUCAGAUAACUGAGCAGCUGGAAAAAGACACAGUAAAUAUCGAUGUCGGACAGCCGCAAAACGCAUUGUCUAUUUCGUCAUCUCAAAUGCAGACAAUUGUUCAUGGCGUCAACAGUCAGAUAAAUGAGCAUCUUAAAACGGACAUUUCAAGUGCAGAUGUCGGACACUCGGAAUACGAUUCAUCUAUUGCUUCAUCACAAUUACAUGAACUUGUUCAAGAUGUCCUCAUUAAGAUAACUGAGCAGCUUAAAAGAGACACUAAAAAUGUCGAUGUCGGAGAAUCUGCAAACGAUUUGUCUAUUUCGUCAUCACAAUUACAUGAAAUCGUUCAGGAUGUCCUCUGUAAGAUAACUGAGCAGCUUAAAAAAGACACUACAAAUGUCGAUGUCGGACAAUCUGAAAACGAUUCGUCUAUUUCGUCAUCACAAUUACAUGAAAUUGUUAACGAAGUCCUAAGUAAGUUAACUGAGCAACUUAAAACUGACACUACAAAUGUCGAUGUCGGUAAGUCCGAACAUGAUUCGUCUAGUACGUCAUCUCAAAUAAAGGAAAUUGUCCAGGAAGUCCUCAUUAAGAUAACUGAGCAACUGAAAACAGAAACUACAAAUUUCGAUGUAAGACAGUCCGGAAACAAUUCGUCAAGUGCUUCAUCUCCAAUACAGGAAAGUGUUCAUGAAGACCUCAGUAAGAAAACUAAGCAGCUUAAAACAGACACCACCAACGUCGAUGUCGGACGGUCCAAAAACAAUGUUAAUAAAAAUGAUAAUCGACGGAGGUCUGUGUCGUCUGUUGACAGUCAAAACACGCUUUCCACGCGCAAUUCGAAUAAAAACGAACAGUUGGUCAACAAGAGAAGUGCAGACAAAACAGGAAUCGUACCCAAAAUACAAAAGGCUGAAACUGAAACAAAAACUUCGAUACGAAGUACGAAUAAAUGGCUAAAGAAGCGUUGUAAUGAACCCAGGCCAAUGCUCUCAAGACAGCAGUCUCGUCAAGAGACCUCAACAGUAACAGGCGGACUUUACUCCGGCGUCCAGUGUCAGUCGGCUGCCGCUGCGUACGGAAACAGAAAACAGUCGACUUUAAACAAAUUUCGUACCGAGCAACAGGCUUUAAAUCGUUUGAAAAGACCACAAAACAAACAUGCCAUCGACAGUAAGACUACCGGGUUACAAGCUAGAAGGAAUGAUCGGAAAUCGGCGGUGAAAGGCAUCUCGUGUGAUCAAAUCACAGUACAGAAAAGCGAGGACACCACUUCAAUCUAUUUAAACCGGCCUCUAGAGCUUAGAUCGCUUUGCGGAUCACACACGGCCGAAAUUCACUUUCGGGAGCCAACAUGCGCCAAUGAGAACAGAUCAGCGUUCAGUUGAUUUAAGCAAACGCGAACAAUACAGAUAAUUCAUAAAGAAAUGCAUACAAUAGAGAUGCACUAUUAAAAAAUUAUAAGUAUCCAUGUAUAAUAUAUUUGAUAAGGAAUAUGUGUAUGUUUGUAAUUUAAUAAUUUAUUAAAUAAAUUGAACACCAAUGACCUUAUAAUGAAAAUGUUUAUAGAAUAACAGAAAUAUGUAACUUUAUGGCAAUCUCCAAUUUUUAUUGAAUACAUUUAUUGAAGUGAUAA
This is a messenger RNA of Dreissena polymorpha, 9400 nucleotides long. RefSeq lists its product as uncharacterized. Lineage: Eukaryota; Metazoa; Mollusca; Bivalvia; Myida; Dreissenidae. The record is from RefSeq and is a predicted model, not a curated record. The transcript is spliced from 15 exons. The coding region runs from base 99 to 9152 and encodes 3017 amino acids.